AUGGUAGAAUACGUUUUAGUUUGUUUUGAUUAUUGUUGCUUAGAUGCGAAACAAAAUACUCUUAAGGUAUUCAUGAACACAUUUUAUGGUACGGCUGGAGAUAGCAAGUCUCCUUUCUUCUUGCGUGAACUUGCUGGAGGUGUCACUUCAGCCAGACAGAGAAAUAUCAAACUUGUUGUGGAUUUUGUCAAGAGAAAGGGAUUCGGGAUCAGUAAUAGGAUCUCAAAAGAAGAAUAUUGGUCUCGAAUGGUGGAAAUCUCUAUGGUGGAAAUGGAAAAACUUCGCAUUGAAGUUAAUGUCUUUCUCAAGGAAGAUAAUGGAUCAUCUUAUCUUAAAAUGGCAUAUGAGAAAGUUUUAUUUCCAGUAUUAUUUGCUGGAAAGAAAAAAUAUUAUGGUAUCCCGCAUGAAAGCAAACCAAACUUUAAUAAAAAGCUUUUCAUCUGGGGAGUUGAAACUGUAAAAUGGGAACAGUCUAAGGAUAUGCUCAAAGAAACUAUAAGGGAUAUUUCACAGAUAAAUCUUAAUAGAGUGGUUAAAACCAUUGUGUGGAGGCCAGAUAAAAAUAACAAGAGUUUGAGAAUAAUUCAUCAAAAAGAGUGGGAGGAUAAAAUGGAGUACCCAGAAGUAGCAAGACAACUUAGUAAAAAAAUCAAUAUUAGCUAUUAUCUGAAUAGUGUUGUUAGCCUCUAUACGCGAUUUAUUAACUAUGAUGAAUUAUUCCAACCACCAUCUGAAAUUGUGCUGGGGGUCUUAAAAAAGUUAAAAGAUGGUAAUAAAGCAG
Molecule: messenger RNA, 781 nt
Organism: Funneliformis geosporum
Lineage: Eukaryota; Fungi; Glomeromycota; Glomeromycetes; Glomerales; Glomeraceae
Source: the annotation of a GenBank genome assembly